Molecule: messenger RNA, 961 nt
Organism: Phalaenopsis equestris
Lineage: Eukaryota; Viridiplantae; Streptophyta; Magnoliopsida; Asparagales; Orchidaceae
Exons: 4
Coding region: 239-754 (171 amino acids)
Source: RefSeq, a predicted model, not a curated record
UAUCGCUUCUCAGGCGGGUCCAAGAUCAGAUGCGUAUCAUUCACAUUGAAAUGGAGAGGGGGAAAGGCACACAUUCCAAACUUCUUCUAUUUCACUACGGCUUAUCGCCUCUCUCCCUCCAUCUCCCUCUCUCCCUCUCUCCCUGUCUCUGUAGAUAUAUAGAUUUGGAUGAGAGAGAGCAAAUAUCUAUUCACGGAAUAGAACGCAGGUAGGCUUGGGUUUCGACUAAACUAAUCCAAUGGGUAUCUCCAUGAGUUUGGUUCAGAGCCUUGGAUUCACUGGAAUCAAGUCUCUUACAGCAGAUCAUGUAUUCGAUAAAUAUUUUCCCAUCAAUGAAAUUAAAACGUUUGAGGAGUUCCAUAAAAACUUUCUUAAAUUUUGCAGUGAUUUUAAUUCAGUAAUGCUUGGCAAGCAUUACAAACCACCAUCAAAUGAAGAAAUUGAGGCUUGCUAUAAGCAGUGGUCAGACUUGAAAGGUAGUGGAGAAAAAGAACUGGAACGCAAAAAGCAGCUAGUGCUUGAUCUCCUGACCAGAAAUGUGAAAGAGAUCAAGAGCGGAGAUACGAUCGUCAUGACCGGACUGGUGGUUCCACCUGCCUUGAUGGUGCUGAAGAAGUCAAGCCAGAAUGUGCCGCAGCUGAAACGGUUUCGAAUUAAUCUCGUGCCGGAUAUCGUCUUUGUUCCAACUCUGACAGUUGCUGCCCUCUUUACUGUAAAAGCGUUGCAGCUUAACUUGGGUAGCAAGACCAAGUGAUGAUGUAGUCAUUGGCAGCUAUUUAUGUUCCAUGCGAAUAUGUUAAGAAUGCUUGUAUGUGUCAUUGCUUGUUAGUGCGAUCGUCUAAAAUUGAAAUAAUGAUGCCUGCUAAGAAAGAUGUGUGCUUUGCUUUCGGGAAUGAUACUUAUGUUCUGCAGGAUGGUUAAGAAAUCUUCUAAUGAGAUGGGAUUAUCUUGCUUCCUUUAA